Pogona vitticeps (central bearded dragon) is the source of this 4441-nucleotide messenger RNA. RefSeq names its product structural maintenance of chromosomes 4 (gene SMC4). Gene Ontology annotation, cellular component: chromosome; condensin complex. Gene Ontology annotation, molecular function: ATP hydrolysis activity; ATP binding; protein binding. The record is from RefSeq and is a predicted model, not a curated record. Gene Ontology annotation, biological process: mitotic chromosome condensation. NCBI's taxonomy places the organism in Eukaryota, Metazoa, Chordata, Lepidosauria, Squamata, Agamidae.
AGCCGCCAAGGCUAGAAGGCAGGAAACGGAGCGUUCGGGAGCUCUGGCUGCUGCUACUUCGGAGACUCGUUCGGCCCGCUCUCUCGCUACCAGCUCUGCUGGUGGGUGAAAAUGGAGUAUUAUGAAGCUGUCUGCUAAGCCGGUCCCCGGUUAAAACUGUCCCUGUUUUUUGCUUCGGGGGAUAUUGGAGAAGCUUCCUUCUUUGCGAUUAGACCGGAGGGUGAAACUUUCCAUACAGUAAACGGACUUACCCAUUAGUGACUGCCUUGUAUGUGCCAACAGAAAUCAUGCCGAGCAAAAGAACUAAGGUGUCUACAGCAGCCCAACACAAAGGUGAUGAGCCCUUGGAGAAAUCCUCUAAUGAUGGGGAACCUGAAAAAGAAGCCUCUGUAUAUACCACUGCAGAACCUCAGCAAGAAGUCUCAGAUGGAGUAGUUGACAGUCGAAGUUUAGAAGAGAUUUUGAGUAGCAUCUCUCCUCCCCCACCUCCAGCAAUGACCAAUGAAGCUGGAGCUCCGCGUCUCAUGAUAACCCACAUUGUAAACCAGAACUUCAAAUCUUAUGCUGGGGAGCAAAUUCUAGGACCGUUUCAUAAGCGUUUUUCAUGUAUUAUUGGACCAAAUGGGAGUGGAAAGUCUAAUGUGAUUGAUUCCAUGCUUUUUGUUUUUGGUUAUCGAGCACAAAAAAUAAGAUCCAAAAAGCUUUCGGUAUUGAUUCAUAAUUCUGAUGAGCAUAGUGAUAUCCAAAGCUGUACUGUAGAAGUUCAUUUCCAAAAGAUCAUUGACAAGGAAGGGGAUGAUUAUGAAGUCAUUCCCAACAGCAAUUUUAAUGUCUCCAGAACAGCCUACAAAGAUAAUUCAUCAGUAUACCAUAUCAGUGGGAAGAAAGCAACAUUUAAAGAUGUUGGUCUUUUGCUUCGAAGUCAUGGGAUUGAUCUAGAUCAUAAUAGGUUUUUGAUUUUACAGGGGGAAGUUGAACAAAUAGCAAUGAUGAAACCAAAAGGACAAAGUGAACAUGAUGAAGGCAUGCUUGAAUAUUUAGAAGAUAUAAUAGGAUCAGGACGAUUAAAAGAGCCUAUUCAAAUAUUAUGUCGAAGAGUCGAGCUAUUAAAUGAACAGAGAGGUGAGAAGUUGAACAGAGUUAAAAUGGUGGAAAAAGAAAAGGAUUCCUUAGAAGGAGAGCGGAACAAAGCACUUGAGUUUCUUUCUUUGGAAAACAAAAUGUUUAAAGAAAAGAACAAGAUAUGUCAAUACUACAUUUAUGAACUGCAGAAACAGAUAACUGAACUAGAAACACAGAAGGAAAGAAUACAUGAAGACACAACAGACGUCAAUGAAAAAAGCAGUAAACUAGCAGAUGAAAUGAAAGAUAAGACUAAAGCUCUGAAAGAAGUAGAAAAGAAACUUAAUAAAAUCACAGUAUUUAUAGAAGAAAACAAAAAGAAAUUUACACAGUUGGAUUUGGAAGAUGUUCAAGUAAGAGAAAAAUUAAAACAUGCAAAAAGCAAGUCAAAAAAGCUAGAGAAGCAGCUUCAGAAGGAUAAAGAAAAGGUUGAAGACUUACAAAAUGUUCCUGCCAAUAGCAAGGCUACGAUCAGCGAAGCAAAAGCUAAGACAGAGAUUCUAGAAAAAGAGAAGGAAAGAGCAGAAGAAAAACUAAAAGAAGUGAUGGAUAGUCUUAAACAGGAAACACAAGGAUUGCAAAAAGAGAAAGAGGAGAAAGAAAAAGAACUGAUGGACUUUAGCAAAAUAGUUAAUGAAACACGGUCAAAUAUGGAUGUUGCCAAGUCAGAACUUGAUUUGUACCUUAGCCGUCAUAAUAUUGCAUUAUCUCAGCUACAAGCAGCAAAAGAAGCUCUUCAGUCUGCUUCAACAACACGCAAGGAAAGAUUAGCUGCUAUCAAAGUUCUAGAGUCAAAACUACCUCAAGCUGAAGAUGAAUUAAGCAAGAAAAUGAAUGAACUAGAAAAUCUUGUAAAAGAUGAAACAGACAUAAAAAAUGAUGUUCGAGGCCUACGUCAGAAAGUGGAAGAAGCAAGAAGUUCAUUGGCAGUGAAUAAAAGCCGAGGGAAAGUACUUGAAGCUUUAAUCCAGCAGAAAAAGUCUGGUAAUAUCCCUGGAAUAUAUGGAAGAUUGGGUGACUUGGGGGCUAUAGAUGAAAAGUAUGAUGUUGCAAUUUCAUCAUCGUGUGGAGCAUUAGAUCACAUAGUUGUGGAUACAAUAGAUACGGCUCAAGAAUGUGUUAAAUUCUUAAAAAUUCAAAACAUUGGAGUGGCAACUUUUAUAGGGCUUGACAAGAUGGCAGUAUGGGAGAAAAGUAUGGGCAAAAUCCAGACUCCUGAAAACACUCCCCGUCUGUUUGACAUGGUAAAAGUUAAAGAUGAGAAAGUUCGCCAAGCUUUUUACUUCGCAUUACAAAAUACUCUGGUAGCCAAUAACCUGGAUCAGGCUACCAAAGUUGCAUUUCAAAAAGACAAGAGAUGGAGAGUUGUAACUUUGCAGGGUCAAAUCAUAGAACAGUCAGGGACAAUGACUGGUGGUGGAGGAAAAGUAAUGAAGGGUAGAAUGGGAUCCUCUGUUAUACUUGAGACAUCAGAAGAUCAGGUAAAUGAAAUGGAAUUUGAGCUGCAAACAAAAUCCAAGAAAGCCAUGCAGUAUCAGGAGCAAAAAGUGCAGCUUGAAGAAAUGAUAGCAAAAUUGCGCCAGAGUGUCAGAGAGAUGAGGAACACCUUAGAAAAGUACAGUGCAAGUAUUCAGAGUUUAUCUGAACAAGAAGCUCACUUAGAAGUUCAGGUUAAAGAUCUUGAAGCAAAUGCAGCUGCUGCUGCUCCAGACAAAGUGAAACAAAAAGAAAUGGAGAAAAAAUAUAAUGAUUUCAAGGAAGAUUAUGACCGAGUUGCUGCAAAGGCUGAUAAACUGGAAACAGAAGUUAAGAGAUUACAUAAUCUCAUAGUUGAAAUCAAUAAUAAUAAACUUAAAGCUCAUCAAGACAAUCUUGAUAGGAUAAACAAGGAAAUUGAUAACUGUGCUUCUGCGAUUACUAAAGCUCAGGUGGCUAUCAAGACAGCAGAUAGAAACUUAAAAAAAUCAGAGGAUGCUGUUCUUCGCACCGAGAAGGAGAUAGAAGAGAAUAGAAAAAAUAUACAAGACUUAACAGAGCAGCUAAGUGAACUAGAUGAAAGAGCCGCUGAAGUUAUGAGUGACAGCAAAAAAGCUGAAGAGUCCUUACCAGAGAUUCAAGAGGAGCAUCGCUCUGUGCUUCAAAAGAUGAAAGCCAUCCAAGAAGAAGAGCAUAUACUUCAAAAAGAGGCUUUGAGUAUUAGGCUUAAAAUUGAGCAACUGGACAGUCAUAUUGCUGAGCAUCAAGGAAAGAUUAAAUAUUGGCAAAAAGAGAUAUUCAAAAUAUCACUGCAUCCUCUGGAAGGCAAACAAGUGGAAGAACUUCCAGUGCUUAGUCAAGAUGAACUUGAAGCUAUUAAAGAUCCUGAUGUUAUUACCAAUCAGAUAGCUCUUUUAGAAGCUCAAUGUCAUGACAUGAAACCAAACUUGGGAGCUAUUGCUGAGUACAAUAAAAAGGAAGAACUGUACUUAAAACGUGUAGCUGAGUUGGAUGAAAUUACGAAUGAGAGAGAUACCUUUAGAGAAGCUUAUGAAGAUCUUAGAAAAAAUAGGCUCAAUGAGUUUAUGGCAGGAUUUAACAUUAUAACAAAUAAACUAAAGGAAAAUUACCAAAUGCUUACAUUAGGAGGAGAUGCAGAACUAGAACUUGUAGACAGUCUGGAUCCUUUCUCUGAAGGUAUCAUGUUCAGUGUUCGACCUCCAAAGAAAAGCUGGAAGAAGAUAUUCAACUUAUCAGGUGGCGAAAAGACACUUAGCUCCCUGGCUUUAGUUUUUGCUCUGCAUCAUUAUAAGCCAACUCCACUUUACUUCAUGGAUGAAAUUGAUGCAGCCCUUGAUUUUAAAAAUGUAUCCAUUGUGGCAUUUUACAUAUAUGAACAGACAAAAAACGCACAGUUCAUCAUAAUUUCUCUACGAAACAACAUGUUUGAGAUUGCAGAUAGACUAGUUGGCAUUUACAAGACAUACAAUACAACAAAAAGUGUUGCAACGAACCCCAAGGUGAUAACAUCAAAAGGACUUGCUGAACUUGGUUCUGUAGGAUGCUUCUGAAUCUGGAACAUGCUUUGAUUUUAACAGGUUGAUUAUUCUGAUACAUAUUUCCCAGUAUGCAUCACCAGUUAAUUGUAAUUAUUUUUAAAUUAAGCAUCUUUCUGAAUGCCAGACUGCUGAAAAACUGAAGCCCUUCAGCUCUCAGUUGCUACUGAACUAUCAUACUUGGUAUUCAGUAUGCAUUGGGGAAAGUUAUGGGUAGUAAAUAUUUUUAAAUAUUUUAUUCUGUGUUUUUAUUUGUAUGUUAAAAUAAAAUAACUUGUAGAAGCAUG